This is a messenger RNA of Amborella trichopoda, 1119 nucleotides long. RefSeq names its product RING/FYVE/PHD zinc finger superfamily protein (gene ING1). The record is from RefSeq and is a predicted model, not a curated record. Lineage: Eukaryota; Viridiplantae; Streptophyta; Magnoliopsida; Amborellales; Amborellaceae.
UUAUAACAAUAUUUUGAGGUGGACCUUACAUGAUUGUUUGAGGUUGACACCUUAUGCUCACGAAGAAAAUAGUAAAAUAAAAAAUUCCCAAAUUGAUCCAUUGUUCGAUAGGGUUGCAGAAGCAAGGAAGUGAUCAUCGACUUUAACAAUGGCGUUCCUGGAUGAGUUCCUUAACCACAUUGCCUCACUGCCAUCGGAACUGCACUAUAAAUAUGCUCAUAUGCGUGACUUAGAUAAGAAGCUGCAAGUUCUUCAGCGACAAAAUGAACAGCGGUGUGAACAUGAAAUGGAGGAAAUUAGAAGGGGAGCUGAGUCCGGAAACAUCAGACCUGAUACCUCACUUAUUAGGUUCUCAAAUGAGACCCUUGAUGAGCAAAAGCACUGCACCAGUCUUGCUGAUGAAAAGGUUUCUCUGGCUGUUCAAGCUUAUGACAUGGUUGAUACUUACAUCCAACAAUUAGAUAAGUAUAUGAAGAAAUUUGAUGAAGACCUUCGGAGAGCAGAAAGGGAACUUGCUGGUGCUUCUGGAGCAUCCGAGAAUGCUGGGAGCAGUGCAAAAUCUGGUAGGACCAGUGAAAGUAGUAGCAGAGGAGGUCGUAAGAAAUCACGGGUGGCUGCCGAACCACAAAACAUGGACUUGGAUCUACCAGUUGAUCCAAAUGAACCCACAUAUUGUUUCUGCAACCAGGUUUCCUAUGGGGAGAUGAUUGCAUGCGACAAUACAUAUUGCAAGAUAGAGUGGUUCCACUUUGGCUGUGUUGGUCUGAAAGAACAACCCAGAGGGAAGUGGUAUUGCUCAAGCUGUCUUGGACUUCAGAAGCGCCGAAAGGGAAAAUGAUUUGUGCUGACUGAGCCUGAUCAAAAACAAGAUUGGUUAGAUAAGAGGGUGGGAUGAUCGCUGCUGCUACUUUCUCAGCCUUGUUUUGAGCACAAUUUCUGAGAAGCUAUGAAUGCUAUGCGCAUCAACUACCUUCCAAGAGAUGCCUAAGGCCAUUAAAGGAGAUGAUGGCAGCUGCCAUAAACAAGGACAUUGCCAAACUGGUUGAGCUGAAUUUUUUAUGUACGGUACAAUGUAGUGGCCUUAACUUUGUCCAUUUAGUCCUAAUUUCACCAUUUAAA